CUCCUUAGUUGAGUGAGACAUUCUAGGUGACGGAGCACUGUGAAGCGAGGCAGAUGAAAGAGGAGCUGAACAGCCCUGGUUCCGAUGGACAAACGCAAAAGGGAAUCCGGCGGCGGCUUAUCCUAGCGGCGUCGGGCUUGGUGAAGGAGCUGAGGCUGAGCUGUUGGUGAAGGAAGCCAAGGCAGAGAAAUGGAGAAAGAUUCUGGGAGAUGACAACUCUUAAUGCCAGCUGGUACCAGGGGCCCAACUUCAGCAAUUCUGAAGAAAAGGAAAAAAGAGUGAGAUGAACAAGAUAUUUUAUGAUCAUCUAAUCUGUGUGGCUGACCUGUAAGCAUGCUGGAACAAAUACUAUGAUCAGCAAUUCCAGAUACGUUCUAGGACCAUGUGCUUGUUUUGGAUCAGCACCUACUAGAAAACCUGCCCGACCAGCGCUUUUUUCCAUACGUUCUAUUUACCAACUCUUCGAUGGUCCAUUCUUAUCCACUUUAUGCAGGUUUACACCCAUCUUAAUCUCUCAUUGGACUACCGAAUCAGCUGAGUGAUGGCUUCUCCUGUACACUUUUGAAGUGCAUCCCACAUGACCAGAACAGUCAUUUGGUCCAGCUGCUUCGUCCUUUUAUUGCAGAAUGCAACUCCAAGUUAGCAGCGGCCCUUACCAUUACAGAGGAAAGUUUUCCCACUGGGGGGGGGAUAGGAGCAGUAUAGGGUGGAGUCGAGGGGGGAAAGAAAGGGAGUCCAGGGGGGACAGAAGGGGGGAAUUGGGGAAGAAAGACGAAAGGGGAAACGGGAAAGAGAAGAAAUAGGAAGCAGGGAGGGAAAGAAGAAAGCAGAAAGAAAGGGAAACGGGAAAUAGGAUCUUAAUUCCAUUGUUCAAUUAACAAAAAACACUUGUUUUGUCUCUUUUAAGUAUGUAAAGAGAUGCCAGCUUUUGCAUAUAUUAAAUACAAUUAAUGCUACUUCUACUUAGUUUAGUAAGAUUACAAUGCGCAACAGUGUAUACAAUGCGAACAUUUUGUGGUGAGUUAUUGUUUUUCUUGACUUCUAUUUCGUUACUUGAUUGUCUUGAUAACUAUGAUAGACCAUGAAACAUGCUUGAAGCAGAAAGGCAUGGAAUGUGGAGUGGCUUCUGAUCACUUGUCAUGUAGUGACCAAUGUGAAAAGAUCACAGCCCGGGCGUCUGAACUACCGCGGAUUUUACACUGUUGUUUUGGAAGACGACGACAGUAUGGUGUCAGUGGCAACAAUUAGGAUCCAUGGGACUAAGGUAGUGGAGUUACCUUCAAUUGCAACUUGCAGCAAAUCCUGCCGCAUGGGAAUGUGCCGCCGGCUUAUGAAUUGCAUAGAGAAGGGGCAUUUGCUCCCCCAGCACCCAGGUCCUCUAUGCCCUAGCAGGAGUUGUGAGCGGACGAGGAAGACGGGAGAAAGACACUCUCUAAAAUCCCCUACUGGCUUCAAAGAACAAAACACUAUCCGGUUUUAAUAAGAUAUGCAUUGUCAUUGUCAUGAGUGAUUCUCAACAUUGCCUAAAGGUCUUCAUCAUCAAUAACUCUUCUUCUUUUCUCUCAUCAGAAUCCAUCCGAGUUGAAAAGCACAAAAGCAACUUCUCUUCAUUCUGGAUUUAAAAUUCAGGGUUUCAUUCCUGAUAUAGUUUUCUUUGAAUUUAUUAAUCUUGAAUUUAGCAGAUCCAAAGUUUCAAACAGUCUUAGUCAAUAACUUUUUAAACUGCUUUAUGUUAACUUUCUUGCUGAGUAAUUCCUCAGGGACUAAGAAGAAGAGUUCAUGUUCUUUGCUCUUAUGCAUUUCUUCUUGCUGUUGUCUCAAUGAAAAAAUAGAGAAGUGGUUGUUUGCUGCAUAUAGGAAAGUGACUUAAUGUUCCUCUUCUUGCAUUUCAUAUUGUUACUGAAUGUGAUCCUUUGCUCCAUAUAGAAAGUUACCUGCUCAAUUUGAUAAAUCGUAAACCAACUCCUUCAUUUGAUCUUGGAGAAUAAAAACUCAUCAUCUAAGUACAAUGUUUACCAGAAUGUGAUAAGUGUGCAAAUAAUAAUGAUGUGAAAAAGUUUAGCUGUUUUUGUCAAGCAUCUUGCCACUUCAACCCUACGAUCGUCCAAAUUAGAUCUACGGCUUUUUUUGCUUCCCAUAUCUGGAAUCACUUUUCCACUAGAAGAUCCAUCUCAUCUCUCUCUUUCCUCACACAAACCAAAUAGCUCCUCAGGUCUCUCAGCCCUCACCCUCACAUAAACAAGUUAUGCUAAAGACCAAACAACAAAGUACAAUAAUAUAUAUAUGUAUAUAUGUAUAUAUAUAUAUAUAUAUAUAUAUAUAUAUAUAUAUAUAGCAAACAAGAGUUUAGCAACAGUCUGCUUUCUACUGGAAUUUUUUUGAAUCAGCUUCUUUUAACUAUGAAUAACACCAAGAAUGACUAUUCAUUAUUUCAAUCCACCGAUCUGCAACUAUGCAUUAUGUUAGUUUUCUAAUUUUUAGGAGUUCAACAUAACAUUGAUAAGACAUGCGAGUUUAUGUUUUAAAUCUCAAAGCCCAAGUAAUUUUUUGCCUCUUCAUAGUUAAAAGAAGCUGAUAUAUUUAUAAAUCAAAAGUUUAAAAAGAAGUUGAUAUAUAACAACUGGCAGAUCUAUUCCUCAUGCUUAUUCUAAUCCCUUGCCAUGUAUUUGUGCUAUGCCCGUUCUCUUUUUUAAGUGAAUGUGAUUCUAUGAUUAUCUUUCAUAUAUGGACUCAAGUGAUGGAUUCGAAAUAGUAAAAGAUCUAUUUGAACUUUUUCCCAAAAUGUAAUUUGGACACAUUGAAACUAUUAGAGAAAUUGUGCUUUAAUAGUGUAGACUAACUGAUUAAGUCUGCAGUACUAAAAGUCUAAUUCCUAAAGAAAUCAAAUCUUUAAUUUUUUUUAGAUCAAUCAUUUCUGUGUGAAAAUAAAAAGCCCAGCUUGCGUUGCUGACUUUACAGAGCUUCGAGCGCCACCUGCUGAGGAUCCGAAUCGGAUUCUCGAGAUUCAUAACAUCAGGUUAGAGCUCGAUCUAAGUGGGAAUUGACUGGAUUGGAAGGCAUGGCUUCGUAGCGGAUCCUGAAGGAGCUAAAGGAUCUUCAGAAGGAUCCUCCUACUUCUUGCAGUGCUGGCCCUGUUGCUGAGGACAUGUUUCAUUGGCAAGCAACUAUAAUGGGUCCUCCAGAUAGUCCUUACACUGGUGGAGUUUUCUUGGUUACCAACCAUUUCCCAUCAGAUUACCCCUUCAAGCCACCACAGUUUUCCACCAAAGGUCCUACUUUCGAUCUGCUCUCACUUGACGGACCCUAACCCUGAUGAUCCCUUGGUACCAGAAAUUGCACAGAUGUACAAGAUCGACAGGAACAAAUACGAGACUACAGCAAGGAGCUGAACUCAGAAGUAUGCCAUGGGAUAACCUCUGCUUCAAGUAGACCUGGCCCUUGCAUCUCAUUUUAAGUAUUUGAUCAUCAUCGACUCUUUAGUUGUUUAUUUUAAUGGGCAAUGGAGAAGUAUGUGUCCUAAGUGCGAUUAAACAUUUCCUUUGUAUUGUGAUCUGUGAAAAACCCAGAUGAAUUGCUUUCUCCCAAAAAAAAAAUCAAAUCUUUAACGGAGCUCCUCGGCGCACCUCUACAAUGGCUGGGCGCACCCCUUUUCUUCCGCCAUUGGACACAUUUGUCCUUUUCGUUUCUUAGCCAUUAAUUUUGCAACGGAACUCUUUCAUGUAUCUAAUACUCCGUAUCUCUCCUUCACGUAUCUAAAUACUCUCCUUCACGUAUCUAAAUACUACGUACUCUGUGUCUUGUACGGAGUAUAUUUGUAAUGAUUUUGUUGGUUUGAUUUGCGUAAUACGAAGUAUUUGAAUUUUGAUAUAUUAUUUAUAAAAUUUGGAUUAAAAAUGAAAAAGCUAUAACACUUUAAAAUUUUGGGGUUUUUUAUAGCUUGGGGCCCACCAACUUCAUCUUCGCUCCUUUCUUUCAAUUUCUUUGGGAGAAGUUCGGUACUUUGAGUAAAAUGGCCACGUGUCAUUAGUAUAGCAAAUGAGACAAUUAAGGAGAGCUAGACACCUAUGAUUUAUUAUUAAGGGUAAAAUUGUAUUUUGAUGAACUAUUUCUUUUCUUAUAUAUAAAUAGAUAUAUGUUUCACUCACUUUAUCAUUUAAUUCUCAUUUUGACUAAAGUACAUUGAUAUUGUUAUUUGAAGUUUUUACUAACUAGUGUGUCUACCCUUGCACCGCGCGGCGAUAAGAUAUGUGUUUAAAACUUUUCUUAAAUUUAAAUUUAUAGGUAUCAUCAAUUGUAUAUGGAUUCACCGAUCGAAGAUUUAAAGAUAACUCAAUUGACUAUACAUGCAGAUGUCAAAAUGAGUCGAACUCCGUCGGGCGUGCUCGUUUCAUGGUGGAUUGUAUUUUAAUAUAGCCUGAUUAACUCAGUGGUUUUGUGGGUCAACAUGCACAAGUUGUGGUUUGACUAUACAACUUGUGAUUUGUUCAAAAUACAAGCAUCUAGUUUUGACUUUCAUUAUCUUAAUUAUUGCAUGUUUAUUUACUACCAAAAUUAUUUGCUAUUAUAUAGUUAUUGUUUAAUAACAACAUUCGUCGAACUACUGUUUCUAUAAUAACCAUUCAAAUAGCUAGACGUCAGGAUAAAAUAGGGACAAAGAAAUUGUUGUUAGCAUUUAAAUAAUAAAUAAUGUUUAGUACAAUUUAUGUCCAUGACUCUUCUACUAGUAAUAUAAGUAGAUUUUUUUCUUAUUAUUUUCUAAAUUCAUCAUUUUCUCAUCCAAACCCACAAAAAAAUACAUAGUAUAGUUUUUUUAUUUGUAAUUUUACUAAUGUUCACAGGUAAAUUUAAAGAUACUUGGAUUUUCGUUUCUUUGAAAUAUUUAGAAAUAUGAUGGGAAAUAUUGAAAUCUCUUCUAGUAAACCACGCUUUUAGCUUAUCAGCUAACAACCUAAAAGGGUCCACUUCCGAUGAUGAAGUCAUAACAAAAAAAAGUGAUAAUAAACCCCCCCAUGACACAGUCUAAUAGGAAUACUCCCUAUGAAACUAGGUCCAAAAAGUCCUCUUACAAACCCUCCUUAUGAUCAAAUUUCUCUUUUGGAACAUUUUUGGACUGGGUAAAGAGCAAUCCUUACACAAUCUUAAGCAGCUAAGUAGAACUCACUCUGAAUUUUAUUGGAAUCAUUGAACCAAAAAUACAUAAUAAAAAAAAUAAACAAAAAAAAUGCAACUUCAUUUUCCUCAUGCUUUUGCUCACUGCCAUAACAGAUUUUGGAUAUUUUGGAAUGAUGAUAAUAAUGUUUCUGUUAUCCAUGAAGGAGCUCAAUCUAUGACUAUGACCAUCACAAACAGUGGAGAUUCCGUCCCUUAUCUUGUUACUAUUGUCCAUGGCAGUAACAACAGAAUCCAAAGAAGGCAGCUUUGGUCCGAGCUAUCCUACCUAAGGUCUAUUCACUCCAGGGCUUCAUGGAUUGUUGCUGGAGAUUUCAAUACUAUCACUCAUUUGGAUGAAUACAAGGGUAAUUCUAAUCCCUGCACUUAUGAUAUCACUGAGUUUAAUGAUUUUAUCCACGCCAAUGCCUUUAUUGAUUUUCAUAUGGACGGUGGGUCUUUUACUUGGUUGGGUAGAAGGAGAAAUGGAUUAGUGAUGAAGAAACUUGACAAGGUCUUGGUCUCUUAUGACCUUAUGCAACUGACAAAAAAUUUUAAACUUCAGAUCAUUCCUAAAACUACUUCUGAUCACAACCCCUUUUUGUUUAUGGAAGCCAAGACUACCAAUGCCCCUAAGUCCUUUAAAUUUCAACAUAUGUGGCUUACUCACAAAUCUUUCCUUAAAGAGGUUUCUGAAUCCUGGAAUUCUGAGUGUGAUGGAUUUGGUAUGUUUAAAUUUCAUCUCAAGCUGAAAAGACUUAAGCAACACCUUAGAACCUGGAAUAAGGAAACUUUGGAAAUAUUUUUGACAAUAUUAAUGAAGUUGAACAAAGAAUUUCUAAUCUUGAAGAUAAUCUGAGUAAAAACCUUUCUGAUACUGACCUUAUCCUUCUCAAAGAGGCUCAGGCCAACCACAUUAGACUCCUAAAUCUCAAGGAAAUUUUCUUAAGGCAAAAGGCUAAAAUCAACUGGCUUAAGAUGGGAGAUGCAAACACUUCCUUUUUUCAGCUCACUCUCAAGGACAAACAUAAAAAACUUUCCAUCAAUAAAAUUGUUACGGAAGAUGGAAACAAUAUUGAGGAUGAGAACCUUAUUGGUAUUGAGGCUGUCAAUUAUUUCCAGUCCCUCCUUACUGCUACCUCGGAGUAUAAUCAAUCUGGUUGUUAUGCUUAUAUUAAUGAGGUGAUUACUGAGUUGGUUUCUGAGCGGGAUAAUGAUUUGCUUAUCUCCCCGGUUACCUCAACUGAAGCUAAGAAUGUUGUUUUCUCACUUAAUGAAAAUAGUUGUGCUGGAUCAGAUGGGUUUGAUGAAAAAAUUUACAAAAAUUGCUACCACAUUAUCGAGCAUGACCUGAUGAAUGUUAUUCAUGAGUACAUGUGUGGGGUUCCCAUACCCAAAGCUAUUGGCCAUACCCUAAUCCAUAGUUGUUAUGGCGUCGAUAUAUCGUCGCCACAUCGUCGACAUAUCGUCGUGGCGCGAAGUGAAGAUCGCCAUGGGAGCUCGACUCGCCAUAAAACCUUUGGCGUCGAAGAUUCGUCGCUGUGUCGUCGGCAGACGCCAAAAACGCCUAAUCGACGACCCAAGGCGUAAAAUUAUUUCAUUUGGAACAGGCCCAAACCCAACUGAAUUUCAAAGAGGCCCAAAAUAAAAUUAACAAACAAACCUAUCUGCAUCGACGACAUACGCAUGCUUCAUUCUUCAGUCCGUCGUAUGCAGUCGUCCGCACACUCCACUAGUUCUAAUCAGAAAUUUCCGUCGCUCUCUAUAGUUCUAAUCUGUCGUCACUCACUCAUGUCUGCAGUCGUCUGCACGUUCCACUAGUUUAGCCCCUUUUUUAUGUUGUUUUGUUCACGUAUUUGUUGUAUUUUUUGAGUCGGUUACUGUUUAGUGUUUAGUUUUGUUUUUAUAAUUUCCACCCCUUUACUCCAAUAUUAAUUGUUUAGUUGUGUACAGUUGUUGUGUUGAACUCCGUUUAGUGUUUAGCUUUUUUGUUGUAUUUACUUUGUACAGUUUGAUUCAAAAUUUAAAAAAAAAACUCAGUUCUCUUUUUAUUUUAUAUUUCAUGAUGUUUUUGGUGUCUUGAAUUUAUGCUGAAAUUCAUAUUGUGUGAUUGUGUUGUCUUACAUUUAAUGUUUUUUUAAUAGUUAGUGACAUUUCAGUUAAGUUAUUUUAAUAUUUUAUUACUUGAUUUAGUUCAUUAGUAGUGUUGGCUAUAAGUGUUACAUGUAGGCUUUUUAGUAUGUAAAACUUAUUAUGAAUUUAUUAGUCUAUAUGUCGACUUAUCGCCGCGACUCCGCCACGACGGGCGCCAUAUCGCCAUGGCGGUAUGGCAGUCCAAAGGCGCCACGCCGCAAAAUCCCGCCGUAACAACUAUGCCCUAAUCUGCCUCAUCCCUAAGGAACAAAAUGCCUCUCAUUUUUCCAAAUUUAGACCUAUUAGUCUAAGCAACUUUCUUUGCAAAAUUUUAACGGAAAUUUUGACUACCAGAUUGAAUGCUAUCCUCCCUAAGCUUAUCUCUGCUAAUCAAACAGCUUUUCAAAAAGGUAAAGAGAUAAGUGAUAGUAUUUUGAUGUUGAAAGAAAUGAUAAAUUGCAUUGACCACAAAACCCGAGGGCACAAUGUUCUUUUUAAGUUUGAUAUGCUUAAGGCUUUUGAUAGGGUUAAUUGGAAUUUUGUGUAUGCCACCUUGAGAGCAUUUGGUUUUCACUCCCAGUUUAUCAAUCUCAUAAAAAAUAAUUUUGAGAGUACUUGGUUUUCGGUGCUUAUUAAUGGUCGUCCUAAUGGUUUUUUCAAACCUAAUCGUGGUGUCAAACAGGGUGAUCCCCUCUCCCCUCUUCUUUUCAUAUUGGUCUCUGAAAUUCUUUCUAGACACUGCAAGUCUGCAACAAGUUGAUUACUUCAGGUAAAAGUAUCUCAUAUCAUACCCACCCAGGUCUUCCUGUUAUCUCUCAUUUAAGCUACGCUGAUGAUCUUGUUAUCUUCCCCAAUGCUGGUAAGAAAUCUCUAAAAGCCUGAAUGUUUCUAUUAAGAAUUAUGAGAUGUUUUCUGGUCAGAACAUCAAUGUCAAUAGAAGUUUUUACAUUUGUGGUAAACAUACUCCUAAAGAGUCUGUACAAAAUGUUUGAAAAGAUUUCUGGAAUCAAAAGUGCUUCUUUCCCCUUUACGUAUCUUGGAGGCAAUAUCUUUCAGGGCAGAACUAAAAUAUGCCAUUUUGAUAAUAUCCUUUUUAAAAUAGAUCAAAGACUAGCUGGAUGGAAAAACAAGUUUUUAAACCCUGGGGGUCGGAUUACUUUGAUCAAUUCCGUGAUUACUGCCCUUCCUCUUUAUCACAUGGCCAAUGCUAUUAUCCCGAAAACCAUUUUGAAGACUAUUGAGCAAAAGUGUUCCAAGUUUCUCUGGUACAACGCUGAUUUUGAAAAAAGGCAAAUCUGGAGAAAAUGGAAUAAAAUGACUUAUCCUACCAAGGAAAAUGGUUUGGGUUUUAGAGACCUUUUUACUAUCCAAAAUUGUUUCUACUUAAAAUGUUGGUGGAAAAUUGCUAAUAAAACGGGUCUUUGGGGUUUAUGGGUCUCUAAACUAAAGAAUCCCUCCAAUUCCUAUAUGUGGAAAGGUCUGCAAUCGGUAAAGCAUACUUUUGACAGUCUUACUACUUUAGUGGUAUGUAACGGCCAUAGCUCCUUUUGGAGUUCUAACUGGACUGAAUUUGGCAGGUUAACUAAUUACUGGCACACUGAAGAGGUCUGGCAUCCUCAAAUAACCAUAAGGAAAGCUUUCUCCCAUCCCACUUUCUUUCAGGAUAUCCAGAAAAAUAUGCCAGAUUACAUUAUUAACAAUGUUACGACUAUUGCUCACCAUUUCUCUAAGCACAGAGAUACCAUUGUUUGGACCCCUACUCCCGAUGGCUCCUACUCUUUUAAGAGUGCCAAUGAUGAAACCAGACCAAAAAAACCCACUGACAUUCUUACCAGUCAUAUUUGGAAUAGGAAUAUUCCGACAAAAAUCUCCCAUCCCUUGCAACCUUUUCAGGAACAUUUAUUACGUUUUGGUAAGCAUGGCCCUUUUAAAUGUCCAUUUUGUAACAACUUUGAUACUCAGCAUCACUGUUAUAUCUCUUGCGAGUUUAGCUCUAAUCUUUGGCCUCAUUUUGGAAAUCUUUUUAAUAUCACUUAUACAAAUUUGGACCCGAUUUACACUGUUUUACAUCGCCGGUUCUCGGCUCAUGAUGAGUUUCAAAACCUGAAAAGUCAGGUUGCAAUUUAUAUAUGUUGGACCAUUUGGAAGUGGAGAAAUUACUACCUUUAUGAUGAUAAAAUCUUACCUAUUUCUGAGGCUAUUAACUAUAUUAAUAAGGAGCUCCGAGACGCUAGUGUGGCCUUUCCGAUUAUCACUUCUUGUUCUAGCCCCCCUCUGAAUGAUAUUAAGCUGAUUAAUCUGAAGGUGAAACCUAGGAAAGGUAGUUUGCAGUCUGCCAGCUGGGCCAAACUCCCCAUUGAUUUUAUUAAAAUCAACAUUGCUUUUACCAAGUUCAGGGACAACAAGACUACUAUUGGUCUUAUUAUUCGUGAUGACCACGGUCAUCCUUUACACUAUAUGUCGGCAGCCUCUCAACUUGAUAAUGCUACGGCUAAUACUUGUGAUAUUUUGAUCAAUCUUAAAGGUUACCUUACUGAAGAAAAUCACUCUAAUGUUAUCGAUGAAUGUGAGAACUCAGAGGUUAUUCAGACACUUAAAGGAAGGGAGAGACCGAGAUGGAAAGAGAUUGCCAACUUGGAAGCUUUUAAAGAAGUGUUUCAGAAUAGCAAUUUUUGUUUUACUCACAUAAAAAAACCAUGUAAUCGAGCAGCUAGUUUUAUUGCAAAAUAUUUUGAUGCUUUUGAUUGUAACCCGAACAUUUAUAGUAAGUUCGUAGGCAUUGUCAAGUUUGACGCAAUAAGUUAUCCGUACAUUGUAAAUUCGGGUAGGUAUUGGCUUUAGUCCCCCUACCUUGUUCUUGUUUUAUGUGACUGGUAAGGUGUUCCUCGGCCCUUACCCCACAACUAGUUU
Messenger RNA from Cuscuta epithymum, 10191 nucleotides. The record is from the annotation of a GenBank genome assembly. NCBI's taxonomy places the organism in Eukaryota, Viridiplantae, Streptophyta, Magnoliopsida, Solanales, Convolvulaceae.